Scheffersomyces stipitis CBS 6054 is the source of this 810-nucleotide messenger RNA. It is a transcript of the gene CDA2, whose product is annotated as chitin deacetylase. The transcript has a single exon. Gene Ontology annotation, cellular component: prospore membrane. NCBI's taxonomy places the organism in Eukaryota, Fungi, Ascomycota, Pichiomycetes, Serinales, Debaryomycetaceae. The record is from RefSeq and is a predicted model, not a curated record. Gene Ontology annotation, molecular function: chitin deacetylase activity. The annotation marks the transcript as partial. Gene Ontology annotation, biological process: ascospore wall assembly; carbohydrate metabolic process.
CUUCCGUUUCCGCAAUGGUUGACUGACUUCACGGGUCUCAAAGAAUGGCCAGGUCUAGACCCACCAUAUAUACCAUUGGAUUUUGUCGACUUCUCCAAAGUACCCAACCACAUUAGACAGCAUGCUCAGGGUCAAUGCGAGGAUCCAGUGCUUCGAGAUUUGUCCAGUUGUUCGUUUGAUUGUUUCAAUUGCGUCGCUUCCGAUGACGCAUAUACUUGUCCCAAAUUGUCUCAGACUUUUGACGACGGCCCAACACCUGCCACUUUAAAACUUAUUGACAACCUCAGACAACCCUCUACUUUUUUCACCUUGGGCGUUCAAAUCAUUCGCUUUCCAGAAGUCUAUCGCCAGUCUGUAGCUAAGGGACACAUUAUGGGCUCGCACACAUGGUCACAUAAGUUCCUACCUUCUCUAACUAACGAACAAAUAGUCGCUCAGUUGGAAUGGUCAAUUUGGGCUAUGAACGCUACCUCGGGCCAUCUUCCCAAGUGGUUCCGUCCGCCUUACGGAGGUAUCGACAAUCGUGUCAGACAGAUAGUGCGCCAGUUUGGAAUGCAGAGUGUGUUAUGGGACUUUGAUACCUUCGACUGGAAAAUGCUAGAUUCGUCACAAAGCCGCAAGGAACAAGAUAUUUACACGGAUCUAAAGAAGUUCCAGUUCACCAACGGUGGCAAGGGACUUAUGCUAGAGCAUGACGCUAUCAUGAGAACUGUCAAUGUCGGAAUUGAGAUCAACCAACGUCUAUUGGGGGAUCAAUUGACUGUUCCUCAAUGUGUGGGGGGCAUUGAUUAUAUCAAAAGAUUUGCAUAG